Aspergillus campestris IBT 28561 is the source of this 912-nucleotide messenger RNA. RefSeq names its product NAD(P)-binding protein. The coding region runs from base 82 to 912 and encodes 276 amino acids. The record is from RefSeq and is a predicted model, not a curated record. The transcript is spliced from 5 exons. Gene Ontology annotation, cellular component: intracellular anatomical structure. NCBI's taxonomy places the organism in Eukaryota, Fungi, Ascomycota, Eurotiomycetes, Eurotiales, Aspergillaceae. Gene Ontology annotation, molecular function: oxidoreductase activity, acting on NAD(P)H, oxygen as acceptor.
GCAUGAUCCCCGCAUUCACCAACCCAUCCUCAUUAUUUCAUUCCUUGACUUCCCCUGCCAGUGAGAAGUACCCUGAUCAAUAUGUCUAUGACCCUGCAAGAUUGUGUAACUGUGAGGGAGGGAUUUCCCCGACCCUUCCCCAACACCCCUACCAACGUCCUGGAACAAUUCUCCCUGCGGGGAAAGGUGGUGGUGAUCACGGGCGCCGCCGAUGGCAUCGGAUAUGCUGUGGCCGAAGCCAUGGCUGAAGCGGGGGCUGACCUUGCCAUGUGGUAUAACUCCAACGACGUGGCAGUUUCCAAGGCCCAGUCCUUGUCCCAGGAACAUAAUGUCAAGGCCACCGCGUACAAGGUGGAUGUGUCAAAUCCCGACACUGUCCAAAGCAAAAUCCAGGAAGUUGUGAAUGAUUUUGGGAAAAUGGAUGUUUUUAUCGCUAACGCGGGGAUGGCAAUCUCGAAACCACUUCUGCAACAAACUCUGGAGGAAUACCGCAAGCAGAUGUCGGUGAAUGUUGAUGGCGUUCUGUAUUGUGCCAAAUACGCCGGGGAAGUCUUCCAGCGCCAGGGCUUCGGCAACUUGAUCAUCACGUCCAGCAUGAGCGCCCAGAUCGUCAACGUCCCGGUGGACCAACCCGUCUACAACGCCAGCAAGGCGUUCAUCACGCACUUCGGCAAGUCUCUCGCUCGGGAGUGGCGGGAAUUCGCCCGCGUCAAUAUUGUUUCCCCCGGAUUCUUCGACACUAAGAUGGGCGCGAGCACAGAGACGGUACAGGAGGCGUACCGAAUGACGGUGCUGGGACGUCAGGGCCACACCAAGGAAAUUAAAGGCCUGUAUUUGUAUCUGGCUAGCGAUGCCUCUACGUACAUGACGGGGAGUGACGUGAUUAUUGACGGGGGAUAUGUACUGCCGUAG